CGAUAAAGUUUUGGAAAUAAGUCGGCGCAGCAGCAAUGGCAGCUCCCAUGACUUGGAGGAGGYUGGUGCACUCUGUAUACUCCCCAGCCAUCGCCGGGGUUUUUAGCCGGAUAUCUGACCGGUUCUUCCGCGCCCAGGACAGAAGGAGAGGGUCAGCCAUGUUGCUGCUGGCUCCACUGCUUGCUCCAGCCGAGCCAGCGCCACGCCACGUUUCCAGGCCCACCGGGUCAGCCGGAGCUCAGGGCUCAGACGGCCUCUGCAGCCACUUCCGAUGGAUGGCGGAGCAAGUACCCGCCUUCCGGGUGCCGGGAGCCCACAUCCAAAUCCUGAUGUCACCAGACCAGUUUUACCAGGCGAUGAAGGCCGGCAUCAGAAGCGCACAAAGGCGUGUGGUGAUGGCGUCCUUGUAUCUGGGAACGGGACAGCUGGAGCAGGAACUGGUGGACUGCAUGGAGGAAGCKCUCCUACAUGCAAAAGAAAACAGUCGCUCUCCUGACCUCAAAGUUUCGGUGCUACUGGACUACACUCGCGGAUCAAGAGGUCAGAUUAACUCCCGGACCAUGCUGCUGCCUCUGCUGCAGCGCUUCACCUCUCAGAUGCGAGUAUCUUUAUACCACACUCCGGACCUGAGAGGCCUGCUGCGACUCCUGGUGCCGCAGCGCUUCAAUGAGACCAUUGGAGUCCAGCACAUCAAAGUUUACCUCUUUGACGACAGCGUCAUCAUCAGCGGGGCCAACCUGAGCGACUCGUACUUCACCAACAGGCAGGACCGCUACGUGCUCCUGGAGAACUGCAGGGAGGUGGCGGACUUCUUCUCCGACCUGGUGGAGGCCGUKGGGGACGUCUCCCUGCAGCUGCAGCCGGACAACUCGGUCACUGUGCAGGACGGCAUGGUACACCCCUACAAAGGAAACCGGGAGGACUUCUCGGCAGCGGCGAGGAAGCGCAUCAUGGAGGUCGUGAGCUUGGCCCGCGUGAGACAGCAGCAGCAGCUGCGGCGCUCCAGGGAGGAAGAGGCCAGGAGCGAGGAAGAGGAGGACACCUGGGUGUUCCCGCURGUCCAGAUGAAACCUCUGGGCAUCCGGAUGGAUGAGCAGGUCACACAGCGGCUGCUGACAGACGCCGGGCCGGACUCCACUGUGUUUCUAACGUCGGGUUACUUCAACCUGACCCGGGCUUACAUGCGGCUGGUGCUGGAGACCGGAGCCAGCUACCGAAUCCUGACCGCUUCCCCAGAGGUCAACGGGUUCUUCGGGGCCAAAGGCGUCGCCGGAGCGAUUCCUGCAGCCUACAUCCACAUCGCCAGGCAGUUUUACAACCGAGUGUGCCAGCUGGGCCAGCAGGAGAGGGUCCAUCUGCACGAGUACCACCGGCCGCAGUGGACGUUCCACGCUAAAGGUUUGUGGUAUUACCUCUGGGGGCAGGACAGGCCUUGCCUCACUCUAAUUGGCUCCCCUAAUUUCGGUUACCGCUCGGUUCACCGCGACCUGGAGGCCCAGAUCGCCAUAGUGACGGAGAACGAAGCCCUUCAGAGCCAGCUCCAGGAGGAGCAGGAGACGCUGUACCGGCGCUCCACAGAGGUGUCCGACUCCACGUUCCAGCAGGCGAACCGCUACGUCAAGCUGUGGGUCAAGCUGGUCACCCCCCUCAUCAAGAACUUCUUCUGAGAUCCAAAAGGUUCAAACCAUCACACAAAAAAACGCUUUUUACACCUGAAGGCAUUAAUGUGUAAAAAGGGAAGUAUUAUGUAGAAUCGACUUUUCUGAGCAUUACAUCAUGUUACAAUGUUAA
Molecule: messenger RNA, 1791 nt
Organism: Poecilia reticulata (guppy)
Lineage: Eukaryota; Metazoa; Chordata; Actinopteri; Cyprinodontiformes; Poeciliidae
Source: RefSeq, a predicted model, not a curated record